GGUGAAGGAGCCGGUGGGAGCGGACGGGAGGGCGGCUGCCCGCAAAGCCCGGCGCGCGGAUCACGAGCUUGGCCCUAAGAUGGCUGUUGUGCGCGGGGCACCAUUGCUGUAGCGCCGCGAGGAGCCGCCUGCCGCGCCCUGCCGCCUUGCCCGCCAUGGAGUGCCCGCACCUCAGCUCCAGCGUCUGCAUCGCGCCCGACUCGGCUAAGUUCCCCCAGGGCUCGCCCUCCUCCUGGUGCUGCAGCGAAUACAGGAGGAGAAAACUCACUGAAGCUGGAGGGGGAGUAGGUAGGACCUUCUUCCUGUGAAAAAUUCUGUUCAGUCAGCGGCAUGUAGACUCAGGUGUGUCGGUCAAAUAAAAGUCCAUGGGUCUGUCUGACGUGCUCAAGUGUACACUGUGGACGAUACGUGAAUGGCCAUGCAAAAAAGCAUUAUGAAGAUGCACAGAUUCCUAUGACCAAUCAUAAGAAAACAGAAAAACAAGAAAAAGUUCAGCAUACUGUGUGUAUGGAUUGCAGUAGUUACAGUACAUACUGUUAUCGCUGUGAUGAUUUUGUAGUCAAUGAUACCAAGCUAGGCCUCGUACAGAAGGUCAGAGAGCACCUACAGAACUUGGAAAAUUCAGCCUUUAGAUCAGACAGACAUAGGAAAAGAAAACUAUUGGAAAAUUCAUCUCUGAACAGCAAGUUAUUAAAAGUAAAUGGAAGCACCACUGCCCUUUGUGCCACUGGCCUUCGGAACUUGGGCAAUACGUGUUUCAUGAAUGCAAUCCUUCAGUCGCUCAGUAACAUUCAGCAGUUUUGCUGUUACUUCAAAGAGUUGCCUGCUGUGGAACUGAGGAAUGGGAAGACAGCAGGCAGGCGAACUUACCAUACCAGGAGCCAGGGGGAUAACAACGUUUCAUUGGUGGAAGAAUUCAGAAAGACACUCUGUGCUUUAUGGCAGGGGAGCCAAACUGCAUUUAGUCCAGAGUCUCUAUUUUACGUUGUUUGGAAAAUCAUGCCAAAUUUUAGGGGAUACCAACAACAGGAUGCCCACGAGUUCAUGCGUUACCUCUUGGACCAUCUACACCUGGAACUCCAGGGUGGCUUCAAUGGUGUUUCACGUUCAGUAAUUUUGCAAGAAAACUCUAGCCUGUCUGCAAGCAACAAAUGUUGCAUAAAUGGAGCAUCUACUGUUGUCACAGCCAUUUUUGGAGGCAUUCUUCAAAAUGAAGUCAACUGCCUAAUAUGUGGGACUGAAUCCAGAAAGUUUGACCCAUUCCUAGACCUGUCACUAGAUAUUCCAAGUCAGUUCAGAAAUAAACGUACUAAAAACCAAGAAAGUGGACCAAUGUGCACACUACGGGAUUGUCUUCGCAGUUUUACAGACCUGGAAGAACUUGAUGAGACAGAGCUGUAUAUGUGCCACAAAUGCAAGAAGAAACAGAAGUCCACCAAAAAAUUCUGGAUUCAGAAACUACCAAAGGUGCUAUGCUUACACUUGAAACGAUUUCACUGGACAGCAUAUCUGAGAAACAAGGUGGAUACGUAUGUCGAGUUUCCCUUACGAGGUCUAGACAUGAAAUGCUACUUGUUAGAGCCUGAAAACAGUGGCCCAGAAAGCUGCCUGUAUGACCUCGCCGCUGUUGUUGUGCAUCAUGGCUCAGGCGUGGGCUCUGGACAUUACACCGCUUACGCCGCUCACGAGGGCCGGUGGUUCCACUUUAACGACAGUACUGUAACUCUGACCGACGAGGAGACUGUGGUAAAGGCCAAGGCCUACAUCCUCUUCUAUGUAGAACGGCAAGCCAAAUCUGGAUCAGACAAACUUUAAUACCUCCUUUGAAUUCUUUCUUAUCAAGUCCAUCGGACAAAACAUUUCCAUUUUUCCAUAAAUACUUGAUCCAAGACUAUUAAUUUCAUUGUGCACUUUUCAAUUUCCUCUUGUGGGUUUUAGUUUUGUUGUGUCAAUGGUAGCAUUUGACUUACUGAACUUGGACACAAACUAACUUUUUUUUUUUAGUUAUACCAGAAAACCUCAGCAGAUUUUGAUUUGCUGCUUUAGUUGUGAUAACUCAAUUUUUAUAUAUAUAUAGUUUCAUGAAAUACUUAGUUAUUUGACUUUUUUAUAUUGUUUUCAGUUCUCACUUUCUAAAGGCACAUUUACAUCAGAGAAGCUUUCUGUCCUCUUUACAAGCAACAUAAAUGUGCUUCUGAUUAUGAAGAGCAAUAUAACUUGAUGCUGUUCUUGCAGCUGUUGCAUAGAUACAAAUUUCAUCUGUUUAAAUCAAAGGAUUGUUUGCACAUGCUAUUUUUGCUCGUGCAAGAAACUAAACAGUGACUUCUGAACAAUCGUUCUUUGUCUGCAGAAGAGGGGAGAUGUGGCAUCAUUAAGUAGACCAGGUAAUUGCUGCUAUAUUGGUGUGUAUUCAGGCUGCUGACUUUCAGGAAUCAUUGUAAAUAAAGAGUUGGUUCAGUUGCAUCAAUCCUGCAGUUUAAUUCAAGUAUUCCUCAUGUAUGCUCUGCUCCUCCAUUUUUUUUUUUUUUAAAUAAUCUUAAAAUAUGUAAAUGUCUAUUUUAUGUUGAGAUUUUUUUUUUUAAACCAAACCUGAAUUGCCUUAGACAUCUCUUGUGUUAGACUUUCAUCCUGAAAUGUGAUCAGGAACACUUUCUCGCUUGAAAACGUGGAUGCUUCCUGGCAGUGGGACCCCAGCCUUUCUUCCUGCUGGCAGUUGUGAGUACAGCCCUGAAAUGUGUGGUUUGUGGGACGUCUUAGAUGUCAAUGUAGGUCCUGCGCAUGAAGUGCUGGAGGUCACUUAGAGGAGGAAGGAAGCAGAUGGUUUUGCAGAGGCUUUGCCUGGCAGUUGAAGGGAAGAUGCUCAGUGUCACAGGAGCCUGCUUGAUGGAAAGGGAUGCGCUGAGACCACUUGUCGACUGGGGUAGCUGCAGCAGCUAUGCAAAGGCCCCGUGUGAGGGAUCUUUAGCCACAGUCUCUACACGAAUGCUAGUUUCUAAAACUUUACUAUGUAAUGGAGAAACAUAUUUUUUCUUUUUUGUUAAAGGAACACCCCCACCCCCUUAAUUUUACCUGUACUGUUGUUGUGGAUACCGAGGUCAGUUAAUGAAGUUGUG
This is a messenger RNA of Dryobates pubescens (Downy woodpecker), 3113 nucleotides long. It is a transcript of the gene USP3, whose product is annotated as ubiquitin specific peptidase 3. The record is from RefSeq and is a predicted model, not a curated record. The transcript is spliced from 16 exons. The coding region runs from base 454 to 1815 and encodes 453 amino acids. Gene Ontology annotation, molecular function: cysteine-type deubiquitinase activity; zinc ion binding. Gene Ontology annotation, cellular component: cytoplasm. Gene Ontology annotation, biological process: protein deubiquitination. NCBI's taxonomy places the organism in Eukaryota, Metazoa, Chordata, Aves, Piciformes, Picidae.